AUGGUGCCUCAAAUAAAUGUUUCCCGAGUUGAUAAUUCUUCUGAUUGGUUAUAUGUUCCUUUUUGUGGUAUUAGUAGAUAUCCAGCUGGUUAUUUACGCAUGUCAGCUUACUCAUUGAGUCUAUUUUUCCAAUCAUUUCUUAACAAUUUUACAAAACUUUUACAUAAUUUAUCUUCUGUUGAAGAAAUUAUUCAUGUUGCACCACAAACAAGUUAUUUAAAUAUGUCAGACAGUAAAUAUGGUCUUAUGUGGUACUGGAAAGUUAUAGGUGGACGACGUUUAAUUGGACAUGAAGGAUCAGUACCUGGUAUAACAACUAUAAUGAUGGCAAAUGAAAAAAGAAAUUUAGGCGUAAUUAUAAUAACAAAUGGAGAUACAGUGCGAAGCGAUAGUCAAUCGGAUGAAGUCCAAAACACAAUAAUUAAUAUAACCAAAGAACUAUUUGAUUGUUUCGAAAACUUUACGAAUAAAGGUUCUGCAUAUCGAUCAUAUAACUUUUUUUUAAUCUAUGGAAUUAUUAGUAUAUUAUAUUUUUUAUAUUUAAUGUUUUGAUUAUGAUUUAAUAAAAUUAACUAAUUAAGUCAUAGAUUAUCUGAAAUUUACCAUAGUUCAUUAAAAUGAUAUGAUAGUUUGUGUCAUUCCUUUUAUUAUUUGCAAAAUAAAUAAAAAUUCUUAUAAUUGAGCAUAUAAACCACCGUAGUCAAUCUCAAUGUCUCGAUAGUAUAUAGUUAGUGUACCAUUUAAUGCCAGUACUAACUCUUUUGAUAGAAGUAGCUUUAUGAAAUCGUGAAGAUGAGUAACGUAUCAAUCGUUGGAUAUUGUUGUUUAAAGCAAUUCUUCUUCGUUAUAUAUGAAAACUUUUAAAUUCAAUUUAUCACAGGCAGCUGUUAGACAAAUAUCUUUGAUAGCUUUCUAAAAACUUCUACAAAGGCCUAUCUAUUUUAAAUCUAUUGAAGAAUCUUCUUGGCUAUCAACCUCACUGAUCCGAAGCAGCAUUGUCGACUGAUUAUUCUCGUACUCAUGUGUGCUUCUAAAAUAUUGCUAUCCAUUCUACCGCAGUCCCCAUCUUUAAUAUAAUAAAAAAAAAAGAAAACUAACUAAGAAAUGUUAAGCUUAUCAUGAAGCUCUCUGUGUUGUAUGUCAUUUAUUCUACAAAGAAAAGAAAUGACAACUACUGAAAUACUAUAAACUAUUUUAAAUAAUCAUCAUAAAUAAAAAUACGGAAACAUCGGAUUUAAUUCCGAGUGUUAUGUGUACUUCAAAAAGUAAAACGAAUUGACGACAAAUUGAUUUUAAUCAAACUGUCUAGAAACUAACUAACUUGAGCGUAUGCUCGGCAUUUUAACCUUGUCUGGUGAACGGUUUGGCCCUUUGAGCUAAAGAAAGUCUCAAUUGGACAGAAAACAAUUUAGGGUGUGGGUGAGUAUACAAAUGAAUUUCAUUUAAUAGCACAAGCUAUACUUACGACCGGUUUCGACCUUGCUUAAGGGUCUUUAUCAGGUAAGUUCGGCUAUUAAAUUUAAAGUGCUGCUAUUUAAUUCUAACCUACACGUGCGACUUAGAUGGAUUAAUUCAAAUGGCGAGUAGUUUUUUGAAGUAGUAGUAUGUUAAAUUGUUGGUUAGGGCUAGCAAUUUUAGUGUUUUUGAGGGAUAAUCUGGUAAGUGUUUGAAAUAUGCAUGGGUCUGAGCGUCCGGAUUUUUCCCAGCGAAAACAUUUUUCAAAUAGGACGUCGCCUACAGGAAAAAUGGGGACACUGCGAUCGGUGAAUGUAUGAGUUCGUUUUGGACUGGACUGGUAAUUUUAUCCGGAGGUGUUGUUUUUUUUAUUUGUCUCUCGGUGAUUAUGUUUAUUUUUUCUGGAUAAUGUUUCCGAUAUGGUAUUGUCGCAGUUCUGAUAGCUAACGCAGAGCUAGUGUAAAUGGGUUUUUGGUGUGUCGGCUGAUGUUUGAUUUCAGUCAAGCCGUUGUCUGGUAAUCUAUAUAGAUGUUGAGCCAACGUGGGUUGAUUUGAUGUGUAUUCGGUAGUGAUAUGGCUUGAUUUAUAACGAGAAUGUCAUGAUUUUGUUCAGUUGAGUAGGAAACUAAUGCCUGUCCAAAAAUAAAAUGGGCUCGGGUAUUUUUGCAAUAGCUCAAGAACGGAAAGAGCUAGCGAUCUGCGGCUUUCACCAACAGAAAGAGUAGAAGUUGGGACGUCUUUUUCUCCGAUAAUGUA
This is a messenger RNA of Rotaria sordida, 2211 nucleotides long. The record is from the annotation of a GenBank genome assembly. NCBI's taxonomy places the organism in Eukaryota, Metazoa, Rotifera, Eurotatoria, Philodinida, Philodinidae.